AUGGGUCCCGCUGUGCGUUACCGGCCCAUGUCUCCCAACGGCUCGCGUAUGAUGGAUCCGAUGCGCGCUUCCACCGGCACAGUGCAGCUCAGCUCUUCCUACGAUCCGUACGAUCUCACCAAUCGCCCGACACACGCAGGCUAUCACCCCGAUGUCAACUACAUCCCAUCCUACGAGCCACGAUUUGCGCGGGAGCCGCGACUGGAAGCACAGCCAAUUUCCUCUACAACGUACCGUGACUCGGGCCACUCGACCAAGUUGAGGACUGAGUACGCCAUCCGUCCCAGGCAGCGGAGCAAUACCGCAUCCGCCGUCGAAAUCCAGUAUGCUCCCGGCCGAUAUGAGGCAACUGCAUCCCCGUUAUCCAGGGCGUCUCCAGUCAUAGUUCCAGGUCAUCACCGAUCCCCAAGCCCGCAGCGAGACCCAGACCGCUACGUGGUGCCCGCAUCUUCGCCCAGACACCACCACCCACGUCAUCAUGCACCCAACCCCGAUUAUGCAAGCGAUACUGGUCGUAUGGAUUUGAAGGACAGGAUGGCUAUGGCACGGAUCCCCCACAAUGCCUACCCUGCCUAUGAACACAGUCCUCGCUGGCGGUAUCCGCCGACCGGUGGUCUUCGGAAAGGAGAAGACAUUGAUGAUUAUGACGCCUAUUCUUAUACAAACCCUCGCGAACAAUUCGAGAAGGACUCGGCUGCCAGGAUGCAUCGUGUUUAUCCAAGGGACAGACCGCUCAGCUUGACUGGCCCGGACGAUCCGCAGUUGCAAUCGAGGAAAGAAUCGCGGGCCCUGGGGCCACCUCCCUCACAGAGAGGGUUUGAUCGGAUUGAAAAAGGAGGUCGUUUGCGCCGCUCAACCCAUGGCUCGGCUGAUAGCGAUGUGGAGAGCUCUAGUGCUCGACGGCAACGAGUCCCAGUGUCUUUGCACCAGGACCUUGAUGAAGGUUACUCUUCUUACCGGUCUGAGCACGAGGACCAUCGCCAUCGUCGGCAUCGACACAGGCGCCACGAUGACGAUCGCUACUCUCACGACGAACGUUCGUCGCGGAAGUCUUCAUCUAAAGCUUCAGUCAUUUCCGGGACGAGCACUGGACUGGGAACCGCCGUUCUAGGAUACCCUGACGACUUUGAUUACGAGCUAUCUCCUCGGACCGACCACCAUCGGUCUCAUGUUCGGAGCGCCCGUGACGAUGAGAAUAGGCGGCACCACAGUCGGUCCCGGAGACGACGGUCCCGACGUCGUGAUGAGAGUGACUCGGAUUCUUAUACCUCGGACGAAGACUUGAAGAAGUACCGACGGGAACCAUCGGCCCAUAGAAGGCGAGAUGGCUCCGAUGCUUCGGCGAGUAGCAGCGACCGGGUGCCUCAGUAUCUGAAUGUGAACCACGCUUCUCGGCAUCGCUCUCACUCCAGACGCCGCCCCGAGGAAAUAUCGGUCAAAGAUGGAAGCAGGCAGGAACGAUUCGGCUCUCCGGAUGAGCUGAAGAAGUCUGACUCGGCAGCGGCGAAAGAUCAGGAGCCACCUACCCCCAAGGGUAUUCUGAAGCCGCCACGUGCCAAAUUUCCCGAAGAGCCAAACCCUGUGCGAGAAGGUGUUGCCCCUCUGAAAGACGCUCACAAGAAGGGUAUUCCUCCCGGUGCUAGGUGGACGAAGAUUGACCGGCGAUUGGUUAACCCUGCUGCUUUGGAGCUUGGCCGUGAACGAUAUGAGGAACGCUCUGAAUAUGUCAUUGUCUUGCGCGUGUUGACCAAGGAGGAGAUUCAGGCGUAUGCCGUCAAAACGCAGGAAAUUCGAGAUGCUCGUCAUCACGAGUACAUUCAAGAGCGACGUCGACGCCGCGAGGAGGACCGUCGUCGAGGACGCAAAGUUGACGACUCCUCGAGCGACGAUGAAGACGACGGCUCGGAUGGAUCGCCCUUGGCUAUUGAGGCAUCAUCCGAGUCCAAAUCCAUGCCGAAGGUGCCGGCAGAUCCCGCAAAAGCAGCGGCGUGA
This is a messenger RNA of Aspergillus homomorphus CBS 101889, 1992 nucleotides long. RefSeq lists its product as uncharacterized. The transcript has 2 exons. The record is from RefSeq and is a predicted model, not a curated record. Bases 1 to 1992 code for a protein of 663 amino acids. Lineage: Eukaryota; Fungi; Ascomycota; Eurotiomycetes; Eurotiales; Aspergillaceae.